GCUGAGGUCCUCAGCAUGUUUCGAAUGCUAUUGGUUAUUGCCGCACUCUGCUGUGCGCAGGCUCACAGCGCCGUGACGUCACAGCACCCACGACUGCUACAGGCUUUGGGGGAUGCUACAAAAGCGCUGCAAGCAGCACAGCAAAGCCUUGAAGAAGCGCUGCGAAAGGCACCGUCGCCAGCUCUGACGUCCGUCAGCGUAGUUCAGGAUUGGAGUUUGGUGUGUAAAGAGCUCUGCGGAGCUGGCCUCGGCGUAGCGCCAUGUGCGGAAUACUGCGCCAAGUCUGGCAAAGUAGAGGCAAUAAAGGUACUGAACAAAGAUUUUGAUUUGGCUAAAUGCGUGCAACUGCCUGGAUCGCCAACAGAUUCUGAGUGCAAUACGGUUGAGUCCGUUCAGUCCUAUGGCACUCGACUGUGUAAAAGUUAUUGCCACCAACGACAACGCACGCUGAACGGUUGCAGUCCUUGCCAGUUGCUGGAUGUUUUGGACGAGGUCAGUACAGAGCAGAGUGUGACUACACAUGGUUCCGGUGAAGGCAAAGCCAGGCUAACUGAGGUGCCGGCCAUGGGCAAAAUAGAGGCCAGCAGCACAGACGAUGGUACGCCGGACUGGGACGAAAUGUGCAAGGCUCUCUGCAAAACUGGCGAUGGCGGGUCUUUGUGCAACUGUGAUUUAUCGCCGUUUUUCACCUGAGCCCACAGCUUAGAUGAAGGUACAUAAAUCACAACUAUAUAAUAUUUCUGUUGUUACUUUGUUGUACACUAAAAUAUACAUUUUGAUUUUCUUUGCCGCACUCUGCGACAAUUUCCGUU
Messenger RNA from Drosophila virilis, 812 nucleotides. RefSeq lists its product as uncharacterized. Lineage: Eukaryota; Metazoa; Arthropoda; Insecta; Diptera; Drosophilidae. The record is from RefSeq and is a predicted model, not a curated record.